Molecule: messenger RNA, 2887 nt
Organism: Rhipicephalus sanguineus (brown dog tick)
Lineage: Eukaryota; Metazoa; Arthropoda; Arachnida; Ixodida; Ixodidae
Product: hemicentin-1
Exons: 12
Coding region: 1-2259 (752 amino acids)
Molecular function (GO): protein binding
Source: RefSeq, a predicted model, not a curated record
AUGAACUAUUCUCCACCUCACCACUACUGUUCAGCACUACCAAAGCUACGCGGUCGCGUUGCUAACUGCUUUGCUCUCGGUCUUGCAGUGACAGUGCUGCUGACGGAGGGAGCGACUGCCGACCUGCCCUGCGACCUGGGACCGCGCUCAGACCCGGCGGUCAAGGUCUGGUGGCACCGGGCCGACGACCCGACCACGGCGCUGUACACUCUCGACCCGCCUCCUGGGCGCCGCGGAAACUUGAUGCAGGCGCGCCAUUCGGUCGCUGAGCCAUUGCGUGGACGCGCCCACUUCUCGGCCGUGCGCAGGCCCGCACUUCUGUCCAUCUCGGCACUGCGCUACGAGGACCAUGGCCUCUACGUUUGCAACGUUGAGUACAAGCAUGGCAGCCGUAGGAGCUACGACGUCGAACUCCACAUCGUCGUGCCGCCUGGAAAACCUGUUAUCUUGGAUGAAAACCUCUCGGUGCUCAAUGGAACGGUGGGACCGAGCAAUGAGGGAAACCUUCUUAUUCUCAACUGCCACGUCAUUGGAGGCAAGCCUGAGCCCCGGGUGACAUGGCGUCAGGGUUCCGCGCACCUGCACCACGUGUUUCACCGCAGCGAGCAGGGCGUGAAGAAGGCAACGCUGCACGUGAGGAGCCUGAGGCGCGACCACCUGGGAGCCGUGUUCACCUGCGAAGCGAGCAACAGCAACCUGACCAGGCCAGCGUCCACGUCGGUCACACUCACCAUGAACUUGAAGCCCGUGCGCGCGGUGAUCCGGGGCAAGCAGGACUUCCUGUCAGCCGAGUUCCGCGCCGAAGUGGAGUGCGAGGCCGAAGGCUCGUUACCGCCGGCGCUCGUCUCAUGGUGGCUAGACGGCGUGCGCUUGAACACGUCGCUCGCCCAGACUCGGCUGUCGGCCGGCGGCAACGUCACCACUUCGCUGCUUGGCUUCGUGCCCAGGGCGAGGGACAAUGGACGCCAGCUCAGGUGCGUCGCCACCAACCCCAGGAUGCCCGGACACGAAGAGGUCGCCGACGUUUGGCUGUUGCAGGUUCACUACAAGCCCCGAGUCAGCUUGGCCUGGGGCAACAGGGUGAAUCGGUCCAGCAUCGUUCAGGGCACCGACGUCUACUUCGAGUGUGAGGUCGACGCCAAUCCACGCCUCAUCGAGGUCUCGUGGCGCUUCGAGGGCCAUGAGCUGGCCUCUCGCCUCUCGAACUUCAUCGUGAGCAACCAGUCUCUGGCGCUGCGCGGCGUCCAGAGCUCAAACUCUGGCCACUACUCAUGCGUGGCUGCCAAUGCUGAAGGGGCAUCGGAGUCCAACAGGGUCUUUCUCAGGGUUCAACAUCUCCCGGUGUGCGACCCGAACCUGCGCACCAAGUACACCGCUGCACGCCAAGAGGAGCUGCGCGUCCACUGCUCGGUUUUGGCAGACCCGUGGAACGUCAGCUUUCACUGGUCACUGAACGGCUCCGCGGGUCAUCGGCGAGACCUGCAGUGGGCAGUCUCUUCGACGACUGACCCCCGUGGACUGGUCACCAGCUACCUGCGGUACACACCCAGGAACGAGUCUGACUUCGGUACGCUCAGCUGCUCCGCUCGGAACGCAAUCGGCCUGAUGAUGCGUCCAUGCAUAAUCCACGUGGUUCCAAUUGGUCCACCGAUGCCUCCGCAACACUGCAACGUGAGUAACCAGACCAUGGGUGCACUUCGCGUGGACUGCGAAGGAGGUGCGGAGCCAGGUCACAGCUUUCUGCUCGAGGUGCACGAGCUGCAGCGCCGCCGACUGGUGGCCAACCUGAGCUCGCCGACACCGUCGUUUUGGGUGGACGACGUGCCUCCAGGCACCAAGUACACACUGCUCGUCUACUCCUUCAAUGGCCGCGUCCGGUCAGAACCCGUGCUACUCAGCACACACACGUUGACCAACGCUGCGCAGGGCUUUUCUGAGCCAGGACCACCCUGGCUUGUCUCAUCCAACAUCUUGGUGUCGUUUCUCGUCGUGGCAGUCUGUCUACUGGUGGCAAUUCCGUUCAUCGUGCUUAUUGCCAUCAAGUACAAAUCCAAGACCCCAGAAGACCGAGAGGACAAGCAAGUUCACCAGGAAAAACACUGGAUACAACUGUCCCAGGGUGUUGAGCACAGAAAUGAGCCAAGCAUAUUCCCAGAGGAGGCUUUUGUCACUGCCAUGACCUCCUUCCAGGCAUCUACAUCGCCAACCAGCGUCGGCUGCUCCGACGGCCCCGUCCUAUAUUCGAGAAGUGUCUGUUAGGACACGGAGGCCCUGCCGGGGGCCGCACGUCUUUGCUCAACGUCGUGCUGGGCUGGCAGCACCGUGGGCUUGGAGGAGACGACCGUCUAGUCGGAUGGCCCCGACCGACGGGAAAUAGGCAGCUCGGCCGUUGCUACGUCGCGCCUGACCGCACCGCGGGGCGCGCUGGUUCGAGGAAUCCCGCGCGGCGACGGCGCCGGCGACGGUGUUAGCGUCUCCGUGAGAGACGAAAUGAAGUCGUCGACACGGAAUGGCCAGAUGUGCAGAAAUGAACUGCGGCAGGGAUAGCGCGGGCUGCGUGCGGUGGGGCCGGGGUUUGGGGUCGCGCAAGAAAGAAAAAGAGAAAGACUGCGCUAUCAAGCGCGAUGUGCUCCUUCAGCAAAGUGGUUUGUGGUCCUUGCUCCGUCCCCAGUGGAAACAAAACAAAAGAAACAAACAAAAAAAAAGACUCGCCCGUGUCGUCGUGUACUCGAUGUCUUGUUCUGUUAACAGGCACCCCGUUUGGUUCCUUGUGUACAAAGAGAGUGCACUUUUUGAAGCUUUUUCUCACAAACUGCCAAGAAAUCCAGUUGAUGUAUGACUAUCGUUCCUUGAUGAAUAUUGGUUGAAUAAAGAUUUAUUGGAAGUA